AUGGAGAAGGAAGAGAGUGUUCUUCAUGCUCAUGUUUUAGUUGUAUCCUUCCCAGCCCAAGGCCACAUUAACCCACUCCUCCAGUUCUCCAAGAGAUUGCUCUCCAAAGGGCUCAGAGUUACACUGGCCAUCACCAAGUAUUUUGCCAAAUCUAUGACUAUGCACGCCCCAACUGGACCCAUAAAAGUCGAGACAUUCUCCAACGGCUAUGACGACGGCUGGCAGAAAGAAAAUAGCACUGAGGAGUACUUUGAGCGCUUUAAGAUGGUGGGCUCACAAACCUUGACAGAACUCAUCAAGAAACAAGAAAGCUCAGGUGAUCCUAUAAGCUGUGUUGUGUAUGACCCUUUUCUUUCCUGGGCUCUGGAUGUGGCCAAAGAGCUCAACUUAGUUGGUGCUGCCUUCUUCACCCAAUCUUGUACUGUUUGCAGCAUUUACUACCAUGUGCAACGGGGUCUACUCAAACUACCACUGGCCGGCACAGAAAUUUCUAUCCCUGGAUUGCCACCGGUUCCAAUCACUGAUCUGCCGUCUUUUGUUUCUAUAUUUGGAUCGUACCCAACUAUACUAACCUUACUUUUAAGCCAAUUUUCCAACAUCGACAAGGCAGAUUUGGUCCUUUUUAACUCAUUUGACAAGCUGGAGCAGGAGAUAGUGAAUUCAAUGGCAAAGAUAUGGCCAUUGAAGACGAUCGGACCAACCGUGCCAUCCAUCUACCUCGACAAGAGAAUUGAAGGCGAUGAAGAUUAUGGUUUCAAUCUUUUUAAUCCUUGCACAGACACCUGCAUGAACUGGCUAAACAUGAAGGAAACUGGAUCUGUUGUCUAUAUAUCCUUUGGAAGCCUAGCUGAACUUGGAGUUGAGCAAAUGAAAGAACUAGCAUUGUGCCUAAAGGAUAGCAAUAAUCAUUUCUUGUGGGUAGUGAGGCAAUCAGAGAAGAAUAAGCUUCCAACCAAUUUUGUAGAAGAGACAUUGGAGAAGGGAUUGGUGGUCCCUUGGUGUCCUCAGUUGGAGGUAUUGUCUCACAAAGCAGUGGGUUGUUUUGUGACACAUUGCGGAUGGAAUUCAACAUUGGAAUCAUUGAGCUUAGGUGUACCAAUGGUGGGAUUGCCACAAUGGACUGAUCAACCAACGAAUGCAAAAUAUAUUGAGGAUGUUUGGGGAAUGGGUUUGAGAGCUAAGGUGGAUGAAAAGGGGGUGGCAAUAAAGGAAGAGAUAGAAGCAUGUAUAAGGGAAGUUAUGCAAGGAGCAGAGAAAGGAAAGGAGAUUAGAAAUAAUGCUAUCAAAUGGAAAGAGCUUGCGAAAGAGGCAGUAGAUGAAGGUGGAAGUUCAGACAGGAACAUUGAAGAAUUUGUUGCUCUAUUAUGUGGUGCCCCCUCAAGGUGUCUAUAAAAUGGUGUAACUCCAUAAUUUGGAUUGGGGCAGAGGUUUGGCACACAUCUAGCUUUCCUGGAGGUAGUGACUCCAACCAACGACAGUACUGGACACACAUGGGCAUGGACAUCUUUUGCAUAAGGUGGAAGAGAGAUAAAAGUCUGGGCAGCACGGCGGAGUGCCCAACUUUUCACUCAAAUGACUCCAAGUCAUUUACUGUACCUGAUUGGUUUAAAGUUCUUUUCCAACUAAAUAAAACAAAAGAGUGAAAUUAUUUUC
Macadamia integrifolia is the source of this 1653-nucleotide messenger RNA. RefSeq names its product UDP-glycosyltransferase 74E2-like. The record is from RefSeq and is a predicted model, not a curated record. The transcript is spliced from 2 exons. Bases 1 to 1392 code for a protein of 463 amino acids. NCBI's taxonomy places the organism in Eukaryota, Viridiplantae, Streptophyta, Magnoliopsida, Proteales, Proteaceae. Gene Ontology annotation, molecular function: UDP-glycosyltransferase activity.